UGCCUGUGCUGUAUGGAGCUGUUGUGUUCAUUAUUGUUUAAAGAACCCAAGACUGUGACAUAAAUUAACACCUUUUGUUUAUCUUCUUUAAAACUAUGUCACCAUAGUAACCUCACUUUAAAGUGCUCUGCAAGGGACAUUAUCCUAGACUGAAGGUGCAGUGGAGUACUUAGCAAAAAGGAUGAAGUAGAAGAAAACUUGUCGCUUGAAAGAUUUAGUAAUGCUGCAAAUGGCUUUUAAGGAUGAAUCAUAUACUUACAUGCAGCUGGAAUACUUGCAAAAAGAUGAUGUGCAUGGCAAGACCAAAGACAUCAUCUUCGAUCUUCCUGCCACCAUAAUGGAGACACCACACCGUGAUCCCAUCCUUCGCAUCACUUCCACUCCAGACAACACUUUCCUAGUAGUGGGACAAGAUGGACUACUGUCAUUCUGGACUCCAGAUCUGCGACUGAAGAAAACUCGGUCUAUCCUUGAUGAAAACAAACAAAGCCGGAAAUUGAAAUGGAUAGUGGAUUCAACACUGAUGCUACAGUACAACAAACUACUUAUUGGAACAUGUGACCGGGAAAUUCGUUUCUAUGAACUUUCUAAUUUUGAACCCUAUUGUCAGAUAACUGGCCUUGAAACAAUGCCUCUACGACUGGAAUACAGUGUUACUGGAAAGGAUGACUGCAUAAUAUUGUAUGGUGAUGAACAGGGGUGUGUUAACAUCUUCCAAAUCUCAUUUGUGGGACAAACUCUCAGAAACUGGAGCAAGUGUCCUAUGGUGGAGGAAAUUCCCACCAUCACGAUAGAAAAUAUCACUGAUAACAGAUAUGUUAAGUACAUCCGCUGGAAGGUUCAUAAUGACUGGGUGACACAGGUUAAAUAUGUUCAUGCCAUCCAGUCAGUUAUAUCGAGUUCAAAUAAUGAGGACACAGCUCUUGUUAUAGGUUGUGUCAAAGGGAGCAUAAACCUGCAGAAACGUCUAAAAGAAGUGACAGAUGGGAGCAGUAUUAGAAGUAAAAGGGCAAUGCCACCUGGUGGCACUCCUUCCAGAAGGUUCAGCUGUGAUGAGUCCAUUUUCAAAGUGUACAAAGGAGUGAAAACUUUUGAUUUUUCUAAGGAAAGGAAUAUUCUUGUUACUGGUGGAAUGGAUAGAAUAAUCCGUCUAUGGAACCCAUACGUCCCUGGGUGGCCUAUUGGUUUAUUGAGAGGGCAUAAUUCACCCAUCAGUUACCUGUGCAUUGCUAAUGGAAACAGCAGAAUUUAUUCUGUCUCCAUGGACAACGCUGUUAUGGUAUGGGAUAUUGAAGCUCAGAGCUGUUUGCUCAGUGUAAUAUCCAAGGCUAGUCAGAUCAAAGGUGAUCUAGCAGCAUGCCAUUUCUCACAUGACCUGCAGUCUCUAUGUAUUGCAACAGACAACCUGGCCUUGUUACAGCUCAGAUACAAGGUUGCACAGUCACCUAAUUCAUCAGUAUCCCACAAUGAACCAGUUCUCUGUUGUCUGUACAAUAAGCUUUUACGUCAAGUCUUCAGCUGCUCUGAAGGAUCGGUUAUUAAAGUGUGGGAUCUGGAAACAGGGCUACUUGUAUCUGAAAUUACAGAAGCACAUGGAGAUUCAGCUGUAACAUGUAUGAGCUUGGACAGUAGCUGUGAAAGAUUAAUUACUGGUGGGAGAGAUGGCUACCUGAAGAAAUGGAACUACAGCAAUGGUCAGCUUACACAGACUCUGAAACAAGCUGCUGGUUCAACUGAUGAAGUCAGUGACUGUAUCUCUGUACAAAUUCAUGACAAAAGGUAUAUAAUAUCAGUGGGAUGGAACAGAAGAAUCAACAUUUUUCCGGAUCUCCCAGAUGAUGUCUGUGAAACCUGCUACCCACAACCUCACUGGAAUGAUGACUUGAACCAUGGCCACAAAGAUGAUAUUUUAAGUAUCUCCCACUGCCCCCCAAACCUACUGGCUACCUCGAGUUACAAUGGUGAAGUCAUUGUGUGGAAUCUAAUUUCAGGACACAUUUUGUGUCAUCUCUGGUCAACAACUCCUUCACCACCAGAUGCCAAUGAUGAUGAUUUAAACAUAUGCAAAGUUCUUUUUAUCCCAUCAAGGACGGAGAAAAAGAAGACAGCAGCAUCAUUAGUUGCCAGUGGCCCCAAAGGUUGUAUUCACUUCUGGAAUGUGUAUGAAGGCGGGAAGUUGCUGGGACACUUUGCUGGGUCUAGGUAUAAAGCUGUGGUCUGUGAUCUUGCCAUCAGUGCGGAUGACACCAUACUCUGUGCUGCUGACCAGCUUGGCUUUGUUUACCUCUGGGCUAUUACAGAAUAUGCUUACCACCGACAGGAGAGUGACCCACCAUCAUUGAUCCAUUCAUGGAGUGCUCACCAGGCGAGUGUUACAAGCAUUGAACUAAUUUCUGAACUUCAGCUGCUGGUAACCUCCUCAACAGACUGUACUGUUAAACUUUGGAGUCUACAGGGAGAGCAUGUGGGCACUUUUGGACAAGCUGAACCAUGGAAUAUAAAACACAGGAUUGCUCUCGAGUCCAAAUACUCAGGAGGGACAGUCAACACAGAAGGCAUUGCUCCACAGACAUUGCAUAUGCAAACAAAAGAGUACAGUUCCGAUGGAAAAAACACCAAGAAGAAUGCAAGUACCAACCAGGAAAUUCCUGUGCCACUCUCAUUAAAAGAUGAUGAAAUUGAACAGGAGCUGAAGACACACAAAGAGAAACUAGCAAGCAGAGUUCAAUAUGAAAAACCCAAACAAGCUGAGGUCCAUCAAGCAUAUGGCAAACUAAAUGCCUAUCAGUCUUUACCUCUCUGUGACCUGGUCUACGUAUCACCAGCAAUCUACAAGCCAAAUCCAGCAGCUGACCUCAAUGACCCCUAUGACCUGGCAUUCUGAAUACAGCAGCCCUCACCAACAAAGUUUGCAGGUUGCCUGUUUCUCGACUGUGCUGCCUAGUACAGGCACCAGUGUACAGAAGGCAUCUGAGUGAAUAAAGACUGAUCUGUUCUCAUUACUACUACUUGUUACAUGUUGUGCUGCAGAAAUGUAGCAGUUAUUUGAACAUACAAAUAAAACUGACGUGUUAUUUGUACAGUUGUACUAUUAACAAAAUGUAUAGUCACAAUUCUAAGAAUUUUUACUGUAAAACAGUUUUAGUUUGUUAUUGCUUAACUAUCACUAAAGCUGUAGGUGAUUAUUCUUUUCGUAAAUAUCCGGCAUCUUGUCUGGUACUUUCAUUAUUUACCCUUAUUUGGCCACAUAUUUGGGACUGUGAGUGUAAAAUGUUCAAUAAAUGUGCUGCAUUGUGCUUUACAUA
Messenger RNA from Protopterus annectens (West African lungfish), 3305 nucleotides. Its product is annotated as WD repeat-containing protein 49-like. The coding region runs from base 221 to 2884 and encodes 887 amino acids. Gene Ontology annotation, molecular function: protein binding. The record is from RefSeq and is a predicted model, not a curated record. The transcript is spliced from 27 exons. NCBI's taxonomy places the organism in Eukaryota, Metazoa, Chordata, Ceratodontiformes, Protopteridae.